Mugil cephalus (flathead mullet) is the source of this 2235-nucleotide messenger RNA. RefSeq names its product gastrula zinc finger protein XlCGF17.1-like. The transcript is spliced from 3 exons. The record is from RefSeq and is a predicted model, not a curated record. Lineage: Eukaryota; Metazoa; Chordata; Actinopteri; Mugiliformes; Mugilidae. The coding region runs from base 625 to 1716 and encodes 363 amino acids. Gene Ontology annotation, biological process: regulation of transcription by RNA polymerase II. Gene Ontology annotation, molecular function: DNA-binding transcription factor activity; RNA polymerase II cis-regulatory region sequence-specific DNA binding.
GAGGAGGAGGCUCUCACUGACCAGCAGCUCUCUAACCAGGAAAACACUUCCAGUCUGGACCAAGACGAACCAGAAUCCUCACAGAUUAAAGAGGAACAUGAGGAUGUCUGCAGCAGUCAGCCUGUAGAGAAGCUGGAGGCCGAUAAUACUUCACGGUGCCUCUGUCUUACGAGGACAACGACCAUCUCCCUUCUCACAUCUCUGCUGCUGCUGAGAGCCAAGACUGGGGAAACAACCUCUCAGAUCAAGACCAGGAGGAAGCCGAGACUCUGCAGAUUAAAGAGGAACAUGAGGAAGUGUGGACCAGUCAGGAAGGAGCGUCUUGUACUAAAGGAGGAGACUGACUAUAGUGAAUCAGAACACAACGGCUCCUCUCUGCGAACUUUCUCGUAGCUGAGAGCCAAGAUCAGGGCGACUCAGGGUCAACUAGAUUCACAAAACUUGAGCCAAAGAAGAAUCAUAACAGAGACAUAAGUAAAGAGUCCUGUGUUAAAAAUCGGAGGAGGAAUAAACGCCAGAAAAAAAACAGGACCGAGGUCGUACACUUGCAAAGCGGGAAAGAUUUCACCCCAAGCGGUUAUUUAACGAACCACAUGAGAAUUCACACGGUGUGAGGCCGUAUCCAUGCAAACAGGUGGUAGAAGCUUCGGUCAAAGUGGUCACUUAACCGUUCACAUGAGAGCUCACACGGGGGAGAAACCGUACCCUUGUAGAAUAUGCGGCAAAAGCUUUAGCCAAAAAAGUCCAGAGCUUCCACACAACCAGGAGAGUAACUUCAGUCCGGUCCAGGAGGAACUAGAGCCACGACAGAUUAAAGAGGAACCAGAAGAACUCCUGACCAGUCAGGAUGGAGACCAGCUUUCACUGAAACAGGAGACUGAUUCCAUCACGGUGACUACUACUAUUGGUGAAACUGAACAUAGAGAAUCAGAGCAAGACCAGCUGUUCUCUAACAAACCUCUUAAAGAACAGGAAGGAAGCCCACAUGUAGACCCAGGAUCAACUGUAAACAAUGACGACAACAUGUCAGAGAGUCAGUGUAAUAUUAACGUAGCUAUGGAGUCUGUAGCAGAGACGUUUUCUUGCAGCGUAUGUGGGAAAUGCUUCACUAGUCAUUAUUAUUUAAAUCGCCACAUUAAAACUCAUUCCAUUAAGAAGCGAUAUUCUUGCACAACGUGCGGGAGAGUGUUCGGUUACCAUAACAAUUUGACCGUCCACAUGAGGACGCACACAGGCGAGAGGCCAUACAGUUGCACAACUUGCGGGAAAAGCUUCAGCCUCAGAAGUACGUUGAAGGUCCAUUUGAGAACUCACACAGGUCAGAAGCCGUAUUCGUGCGAAAUAUGCGGGAAGCAUUUCGGCCACGGCAGCAGUUUGAAAAGCCACAUGAGAAAGCACACGGGUCACAAGCCGUUUUCCUGCAAAAUAUGUGGCGAAUGUUUCAGCUACGGCCAAAGUUUGACCAUUCACGUGAAAACUCACACAGACAAGAAGCCGUAUCCUUGCGAAAUAUGCGGGAAGAUAUUCAGCUACAAGAAGAGUUUGAACGUCCACAUGAGCAUCCACGCGGGGGAGAAGCCGUAUCCGUGCGAGAUAUGUGGAAAAUAUUUCAGUCAAAGCCGUAGUUUGACUCUACACAUGAGAACUCAUGUGGGUCGGAAGCCAUAUCCUUGCAAAGAGGCGGAAAACGUCCAGUUACAGUCAGAAUUUGAUUGAGAACCCACUCGAGGAGGAAGUCUUGGACCUGGAAUGACUGAAAAUAACUAAAUGUCUGGAAGGUAAAACUUGAAGAACUAUGUGAGAAUUUGUGCAUGUGAGCUGGUGUAAUAUCACUUUUUGGUUUAAGUUCUCUUUCAGACGAUGAAUGUGUGAGUUUUUUGCGUAUCAUACUGGUGGGAGGUGAGUCUCAGACUGUUUUAGACCUUUCAUUAACUUCCCACUUUGUGAAAUCCCAACACAAGUGUCCAGCUUUACACACUUGGCUGCUCAGUCAGUUUGUGAAUGUCAUAUUAUCUAAUGUUCUCAAUGCAAAAUCUGUGAAGUUUUCAUCCGUUUGAACGCUGUUUGCACAGAACAAGCUAAUUUGUGCCACUGGUUGCAACACUGUAACUGGAUUAUUUCCAUGUUUUACAUGAUUGUUCAAUUUAUUAUUUGCAGAAGAGGCUCCGUUUUGGUUUGUGCGUUCAUCAACAUCUUGGAAAAACAGUUCAUUAAAAAAAAAAAGAUGUGUAUCUA